Messenger RNA from Phascolarctos cinereus (koala), 1577 nucleotides. It is a transcript of the gene CCDC166, whose product is annotated as coiled-coil domain containing 166. NCBI's taxonomy places the organism in Eukaryota, Metazoa, Chordata, Mammalia, Diprotodontia, Phascolarctidae. The record is from RefSeq and is a predicted model, not a curated record.
CAAAAGUACACAGGGCUGCUCCCUUCACGUGAUCAGCGCGUAGCCAGAGAUUUGUGGGGUGGGUGAAUGAAGCCAAGGUCCAGGCUGACGCAAUAGUAAUAGUGAUGUUUAGAGAGUCUUAGAGUUCCUUUGCCCUUCUCUAUAGCAACAGAACUCCACACCCUUCUAAAGGACCUGGCUGUCAACAUCCACAGGAAGGGAUCUUCAAGGCAGUGAAGAGCUAGAGAUGAGGUGACCCCAUGAACUCAGUCAGGCUCUAGCCAGACCAGGAAAGAACAGGCCCCACCCCAUGGCCUCAAAGAAGAAGAGUGGGGGCUCAGGCCGCCGGGGUACAGGGGGCACGGGAGGCACAUGGGGUACAGGGGGCACAGGCACAGAUGGCACGGAGAAGGUGGUGCUGUCGGAUCGCUACCAGUUUCUACAGCAGGAGUUUGCAGCAUUGACUGAGCAGCUGGACACCUAUGAGAAAUAUGUGCAGAGCGUGCUAUGGGAGAAUGACUUCCUGGACCAGGAGGCUGCCCAGCUACGUGAGGAGAACCGGCAAUAUGCAUCUUACGUGUCCUCACGGGCCCAGCGUUGUGCCAACUUCAUCAUCACACUGGAUGCCCAGAACCGGGCAGACCUGGCCCAGGUGCACUUCCAACAAGAAGAGCUCACUGCUCUAUACCAGGGUCGCGAGGGUGUCGUGCGCUCCCAGCUCACAGAGAUGGAGGCCCGCUCGGCCAAAAUGGCAUACCAGGUGGAACUGCUACAACCCUUCAAGGAGCUACAGCUGGAGCAGCUGGCCAGGAUCAAGACCCUAGAAAGAGAGUUGUUGCACAUGCGGGUAGAACACACCCAACUGCUGCACCGUGUGAAAGGACGCUUCCUGGAGGACAAAGCCACAUGUGAGCGUGAGGCCCGGCAACAGGUGCAGUUGUUGGUCCGCAGGGCAGAGCGUGAAGCCACUCACUCCCUCCUCAUGCAUAUUCAGUCUAUCAAGGCUGAGAAUAGGCGUCUCCGGCAGGAGCUCCUGGAGCUCCUACUCCGGACAAAGCUGCUACAUGAUACCAGGCAGGAGCUGCUAGACCAGCGAAGGCAGUUACGGCAGGAGCAUGAAGACACCAGGGAACUGGCCAAAAUGCAUGGCUGGCUUCAACGGGGCCCUGAUGGGCCCCCACUUUGGGAGCCACCACUGCAUGCAAUCAGCUCAACUUCAUUCUCAUCCUUGCUCACACCUUACUUACUCAUGCCCACCUCUUCAUCCUUGACCACCUCCUCACCCACACCCCCAGCGUCACCCACAUCUCCAGCCUUACCCACACCCCCAGGAUCUUCAGAAAACACUGCAAGGCCCAAGAUGCUGUCUGGUGGCCCAAAUGCCCCCUUAUCUGCCUCCGCAAUUUCCAAUACCAAGUCUCCAACUCCAGGUGGACCUCAUGAGGUUCCCUCUCCACCCUCUUUACACAGCCGUGGUACCUCCCAUGAUGAGUCUAUGAGCGUGGGAUCAAAGGCAGGGCCCUAAGCAGGGCCUUGGGAGCUGGGGGGGGGGCGAGGAAGGGGAAGCAAGAAAGGGAGAAUUUCUAAUAAAGGUCUAU